Oryzias melastigma (Indian medaka) is the source of this 1056-nucleotide messenger RNA. It is a transcript of the gene crabp2b, whose product is annotated as cellular retinoic acid binding protein 2, b. The record is from RefSeq and is a predicted model, not a curated record. The coding region runs from base 307 to 921 and encodes 204 amino acids. Gene Ontology annotation, biological process: fatty acid transport. The transcript is spliced from 6 exons. Gene Ontology annotation, cellular component: cytosol; nucleus. Lineage: Eukaryota; Metazoa; Chordata; Actinopteri; Beloniformes; Adrianichthyidae. Gene Ontology annotation, molecular function: fatty acid binding.
AGUUCUUCCUCUGUCGCUCUCGGCAGGGCUUCUCGUAGUACCGCUUACGCUUCACCGUGUCAAUGAUCCCGUCCUGAGUCAGGAGCCUGGGAAUGUGGAGGAAAACAGGAACGGGUUAGGAAACGCUGCCAUCUGCUGCCCCAAGCUGCUGCUGUCGUCCGCAUGUCUGAGUCUGAGGUCAGCCAACGGUGAACGGUUCUGUGGAAAGACCCGAUCCGCUCACAGAACGGGUUCUCCGCACCAAGAUGAGCGCGCAUUUUCAGGAUCAUAUCCAAAUCUUUCACCACGCUGCCAGAGGUGGAGGUGAUGGGGUGGGGGUCCACUGUUGGCCCCGCCCCUCCAGCUGCCCCGCGCGCUCUGCAGCAGCAUCAGGUUCAGCCAAUGAGCGGCAGCGCAAACGCGGCGGAGGAGUCGGCUCCGGGGGCCGGGAGGACAGACGCCGUCACCCAGCGGAGGGUUCGGGAGCGCUCCUCACCCGCAGCCCGCAGCGACAUGGAGAACGCGGCCGCAGAUUUCUCCGGGAGAUGGAGGAUGAAGUCCUCAGAAAACUUCGAGGAGCUGCUGAAAGCGCUCGGCGUGAACGUGUUCCUGAGGAAGAUCGCCGUGGCGGCGGCGUCCAGCCCGGCGGUGGAAAUCGCCCAGCAGGGAGACAACCUGUCCAUCAAGACGUCCACCAGCGUCCGCACCACCCACGUCUCCUUCACCGUGGGCCAGUCCUUCAGCGAGGCCACCGUGGACGGACGCCCGUGCACGAGUUUUCCUAAAUGGGAAACAGACCGAAAGAUCAGCUGUGAGCAGACUUUACAGAAAGGCGACGGACCAAAGACUUCAUGGACCAGAGAGCUGACGAACGACGGAGAACUCAUACUGACGAUGACUGCCGGCGAGGUCGUCUGCACCAGAGUCUACGAACGAGAAUGAGAUCCACCAAAACAUGUUUCUGCUUUCUGACAUUUACUCGCUUUAAUUCUUCUCCUCCAAUAAAUUCUAUUCUUUGCAAACGAGUGCAGCUGAACGCUGUUCAACAGUGAAUAAACUGUUUUCUAUGAGUCACUA